GUGUGUGUGUAAAGAGUCUAAAUGGGGCAGUGGACUGCUAAAAUUGUGUUGAGCUUUCUUUUUCUCAGUCAAUGAUUUUGUGUUUUUAGGCUUACUGUAGUUUUAUCUAAGUUUCGGGAUUCUUCGCUUUUGAUGUUGCAUCCGUGGCAGAUUCUCCAAAACAUACUAUUUUGAAGAAUCUGACUCACACAUGUUGAAAUUUUUGAAGUGUCCGAGUAAUAUAUAGCUUUUUGUUAGGUAAAAGUCGUGCAAUCCCAUUUUCUCCUAAUCUCAAACAUGUUUCUGCUAUUCAUUGAUGUUCAAGAAUCUACACGCAAAUUUCAGGAAUUAAUCAUUACAGGUCCCCUAAUGCAUCAUUUUUCCUUUUUCAAUAUAAUUGGCAUCCGAUGGUGAAUCAUAGGCUAUCUACUUAAUUCUUUUGUUUUAAAAUUUAAAAACUUUUGGAUUUGACUGGGAUUAUUUCAUCACCUUUCACAUGGUAUUGGGCCCUGUCUAAGAUGUCAUUGUCACUUAAUCACUUUGAAUUUUCCUGUUCAUCCUCUUUGUUUCUUCCAAGAUCCUUGAAUUACUUGUUCAUGCCUAAACAACUUUUUGUCCUCAUAAAAUUCAAUUUUUCGGAAACAACCUCUCUAGGGACCACGGAUGAAAUGAGACAGAAGCUUGUUUACACCAAUCUUGAACUUGAAAAAUUGAAAGUGCAAAUGAGUGAAGAGAUGAUGAAGAACAAAGAGUAUGUGAAGCAAUUAAUCCAACUUUUGAAGAUUGUUAGUGGAGAAAGAGAUGAAGCAAAAGAUCAACUUCAAAAACUACUCAAUAAACUUGAUAAUCCUCUUGUGAUGAAGUCCACAAAGGCAAAUUCAAGUAUAACUGAAUCCAACAGCCUCUCUGAAACAUACAACUAUCAGUCACACUAUUCAUCCCCGGUUGAGUCAUUCUUCGAUACAGUUUCAUCUCCUGAAUUUUCCAACAUGAACAUGGCUGAUUCAAAUCCAGUAGCUUAUGUUAACCAGCCUUUGGCUUAUGACAAUUGUCUCACUCAAUUGGCCCCAAAAGUUGAUAAGGCCUCAUUGAUUAUUGACAGUUUUGUAAAGGGGAAACCUUUGCCACAACAAGGGAAACUCCUGCAGUCUGUUCUUGAAGCAGGGCCACUUCUACAGACACUUCUAGUGUCAGGACAACUUCCUCAAUGGCGAAAUCCGCCUCAGCUUAAGCCGUCAUAUAUUCCACCAGUUUCCAUUAAAGGGUGUGUAUCUGAUAUCUCAAAUCAGAAUCUUGGUGCAAAUUUGAGCUACACUGAUUCAAGAUCACUUCAUUCUCAAACUUAUUUUGACAUGUCAUGUGGAUCUUCACAAAUGGUGUCUACAUCUAUGUUAAAUUUUGCUAAUUUUGCCUCUGGUUCCUGUUUGGAUAGUCAGAAUUUGGCAUCUACUGCUCCAAAUAUGAACAGUUUUGUCUUCAUGGGAAAGAGACAAAGGUUGCAUUAAGAUAAGUUGAAAGUUGUGUUGCUCUCGGACUCUUAAAAUUGUCUUGGAGGAUUUGAAACUGGUGUGAUAACAUUUUUUUUGGAGAGUCCGAGCAACAAAGGUUGAAAGAUGGAUGGGAUAUUUCAAAUUUUUGUACAAAGCAUUUUGCAGGGUGUUGUAAAUGGGACAUAUUGAUUGAGUUUGAUAGCAUUAGCUUUUUUAGCUUGAUGAAUUUGAUAUCUCCUUUGGUCUUUCCCUUACAGUACAGUUUUCCUUACAAUAUUCAAUAAAACAGUAGCAAUAUGAAUUUGGAUUA
Capsicum annuum is the source of this 1779-nucleotide messenger RNA. RefSeq lists its product as uncharacterized. Bases 498 to 1484 code for a protein of 328 amino acids. The transcript is spliced from 2 exons. The record is from RefSeq and is a predicted model, not a curated record. NCBI's taxonomy places the organism in Eukaryota, Viridiplantae, Streptophyta, Magnoliopsida, Solanales, Solanaceae.